Salvia hispanica is the source of this 972-nucleotide messenger RNA. NCBI's taxonomy places the organism in Eukaryota, Viridiplantae, Streptophyta, Magnoliopsida, Lamiales, Lamiaceae. The record is from RefSeq and is a predicted model, not a curated record.
CUAAACAGUUGGACAUGGUAACCCUAGUUUUAAUAUAGCUGAAGAGCUGAAAUCACUCUCUCUCUCUCCCCCUACCCACCCCCAAUCCCACCGGGCUUCACCGAAUCACGCCACCGAUGGCUGAGAAGGGAGGACAGAUUGUUCCGGAGUCUGUUUUGAAGAAACAGAAGAGAGCCGAGGAAUGGGCGUUGGCCAAGAAGCAGGAGGUUGCGGCGCUCAAGGAAAAGAAAUCGGCAAACAGGAAGCUGAUUUACAACCGAGCGAAGGAGUACGCCAAGGAGUACGCAGCGCAGGAAAGGGAGCUCAUUCAGUUGAAGCGUGAGGCGAGGUUGAAAGGAGGGUUCUAUGUGAACCCAGAAGCUAAGCUGCUGUUCAUCAUUCGUAUUCGUGGUAUUAAUGCGAUGCAUCCAACGACAAAGAAGAUUUUGCAGCUGCUCCGUCUGCGUCAGAUUUUUAAUGGAGUGUUCCUAAAAGUUAACAAGGCAACGGUGAAUAUGCUGCACAGGGUCGAGCCAUACGUCACUUUUGGGUACCCCAACUUAAAGAGUGUGAGAGAAUUGAUAUACAAGAGGGGGUUCGGCAAGGUCAACAAGCAGCGCAUAGCUUUGACAGAUAACUCAAUUAUUGAACAGACUCUUGGCAAACAUGGCAUUAUCUGCAUCGAAGAUCUUAUCCACGAGAUCCUGACGGUUGGCCCUCACUUUAAGGAGGCUAACAACUUCCUCUGGCCAUUCCAACUAUCGGCCCCCUUGGGUGGCCUCGAGAGGAAGAGGAACCACUAUGUUGAAGGUGGAGAUGCUGGCAACCGUGAAGAUUACAUAAACGAGCUCAUUAGAAGAAUGAACUGAGAUUGAACUUAAGAAUGAACUAAGUCUUUCUAUUUUGUUACAUUUAAAUAGAUUCUUUCUCUUAAUGGUACGAUUUUGGGCUUGUUUUCUGGAUAAUUUUGUGAUAAACCUUUUAUUUUGACCA